Nicotiana tabacum (common tobacco) is the source of this 1116-nucleotide messenger RNA. The record is from RefSeq and is a predicted model, not a curated record. Lineage: Eukaryota; Viridiplantae; Streptophyta; Magnoliopsida; Solanales; Solanaceae.
UAAACAGCUGGUCCAGCCAAUUAUAAUUCGUACUAUUUUGUAGUAUUAUAUAUUAUAGUUUCUUUUCUAAUAAAAUUGUUUUCCAUGUUGGCAGCAAGAGGGAAAAAAAAAUUGAAUGAAUAGAUAAGCCAAGAAAAAAGAAAAAGGAAAAAUUUGCUAGGUAGCUUCUAAUAUUUCAUAUAUUUAUAUACUGUAAUUGACUCUUGUUUUCUAUUUCAACUGAAGUCUCUUUCUCUCUCUAUGGUUUUGUAUGUAUGAAAAGAUAGAAAGUUCUGCUUUUGUGUGGAUUGAUUCAUAGCACCACAAAGAGCUAAGCUACAUAUGAUUUAUUUCUUAUGAUUAUUGGCUCUAGCUUCUCAGAAAAAUUGAUGGGAAAGAAGAAAAUUUUGAAGAAGACAAAGGAGUUAUCAGUAGCAAUAGCAGAAUCAUCAGCAAUGAGUGGAGACUCUCAACAACAACAACAACAGAUUACUCCUAGAAAAAGAGGAAGACCAAGGAAAAUUAUUGUAAAAGAUGAAGAAGAGGCUACUGGAGAAAUAAAGAAACUCAAAAUAAAUGAAGGUGAAGAAUUAGAAAAUAAAGAAGCAGCAGAAGGAGAAAAGAAAGAAGCAGAAGAACAAUCUGAAGAGGAAAAAAAUUUACAGCCACAAAAGCAGCAACCUGUAGCAAAGAGCAGAGCUAGAAGAAAAAGCAAGCCAAGAAAAAGCUGCUAAAAAUCACUUUCAAAAAUCUCCUUUUUCUUUGUAGGUAAUUUUUGAAACAAAGGGAAGUAUCAACGCCGAACGUUCUCCGGAAACAACCUUUCUAUCUUUACGAGGUAGGGAGGGGUAAGGUCUGCAUGCAUACUACCCUUAGAUUUUAUUUGUGGGAAUACACCGGGUAUGUUGUUGUCUUAAAUGAAAGUAUCAAAGAUGAACAAGUUUAUUCAUCUAUUGGUUUUGUUCCUUUCCUGUUAGUUUUUUGGUUUUAGUAUGUCCAUUUUAAUUGUGAGAAACAUUUUGUUAGGAAGGGCAAUGGUUAGCUAUUAUACUCUGGAUUGAAUUGUGAUAUUGACUGUAAUGACUUUUGUGUAAAGUGUGCUCAAUUCAAGAAAGUUGGAUAAACACUCUGUAUCGA